Molecule: messenger RNA, 519 nt
Organism: Penicillium waksmanii
Lineage: Eukaryota; Fungi; Ascomycota; Eurotiomycetes; Eurotiales; Aspergillaceae
Exons: 1
Coding region: 1-519 (172 amino acids)
Source: RefSeq, a predicted model, not a curated record
AUGAAAUCAUCUAUUCAGAUCCUUGCGGGCUUCGCCCUCUUUGCAAUUCCUGCUGUCGUGAACGCGGACUGCAAGCUUAACAACAAAAUUAAAGACGACGAGAAAACUAGCGAAGACCGCUCUGAGCUGUGCCUUGCCGAAGGUCCCAAUAAAUGGACCUUUGCGAUGCAAAUCAGCCAGGUCAGCGUCCCUACUUUCGACGGUAGCAAUCCAUUUGCUGGAAUUUCUGGCUCCAAGGCCUUUAUUAUUUAUGACGAUGUCUGCAAGCGUGCUGGCGUCUACUCCCCUGACGAAGAAGGCAACGACUGCGGCAUUCCUUAUGUUAUCGAAGAAGAGUGGCUGUCGGAUAAACUCACUGUUACCAACAUCAACUGGGAUGUCGCGGACCCUUUCUUCAAAUUCAACUACGCCGGCAGCGAGUACCAGACCGGGCAGGGCUGGAAUAUAUGCAGUGACAUUAGCUCGGGCCUGCGUGCAGAGCAGGCCUGCCAGGCUACUUUUUCCAACUGGGUGGAAUAG